CUAAGAACAAUGAAAGUGUUUCUGGAUCCAAUGACGUGAAGGCAGCAAGUGGAGUAAACGUCUCGUCACCGUGGAGUACUGUCAAAGGGCACAAGGUCGAGGAGUCUACCAAGGCCUGCCGUGCACCGGGUGAGUGAGUGCAUUAAUUGCGUGCACCACUGCCUGCGAGUGCACGAACCCGCUUCACACUCAGGUCAGGUAACAUGUCCAUGUGCUUGUAUUGCUCUAGUGUUGAGUUUACACCCGAACUGAACAUUUAUUUAUUAUUUCAAUUAUCGGUGGUCAUAGCAAUAAACAACCUUGUAGACAGCGCCAACCUGCAGUUGGCCUUGAAGCUAAUGCGAAGUGUUUUUUAAUGUAGGAUGCCUCGAAAAGGUUGUCGACAGAUUCGACAUCGCAUGAAAAGAUGACAGGCGUUGGUUUGAUAGACACAAAGAGUGACUCAACGACAACCAACGCACGAAGUGACCUGGUGACUUUGCCGAAGCUGCAAAUCCCUCAAAGCGAGGAACCACCUGCCAAACCCAUCCAACUGUGGUCCAAGAACCAGAUCGCAGUUGAGUAUGAUUCAGACUCGGAAACGGCAGCUGCGCCCACGACUAACCGUCUGGUUGGCAAGGAUGUCUGGAAAGGUCGCGUGAUCAAAAAACCAAAAGUAGAACCGAAGAAACACACCCCGAAAGAAGGUUCUUCAAGUUCAUCAUCUUCUUCUAAGAGGAAACCAUCAACUUCGAAAAAUGGAUCUGGAUCAAGUUCCAAAACGGACAAAAACUCAACAGGAAACAAAAGCAGUCCAGGAGCAUCAGCCGAUUUGAAGGGUAUUGUGAGCUACUACGAGAGCGAAGAAAGCGAUGAACCAGAAACGGGAAUCAUUUUCCCAAAGACAUCUAGACAGGAGGCGUACAGCAAGAACAGAAAACAUAAGCUGUCAAUUUCAUCAAACAGCAAAACUAGCAACAAUUCAACUAUGAAUAGCGAAGAGUCAGUAUCGUUCACAAUGAAAUCGCAGAACCACAGCGUUCCGAAACCAGCAGUUUUCAAUGAACAAGACGAGGAGAAAAAACACACUAUACCGAAAGUGAAACUCCCUCCGCAGAAAAAGUUCGUAUCUGCAGUUCACUCUCCGCAAGUUUUAGAAUCUGUCAUUGCUAGCAAAUCGGAAACCAAUAUUACAAACACGAUUGGAGCUUCUUUAAAAACUACUGGUGACCUUGUUGGAAAGUCUGUCGUGGAGGCUGAAAAGGCUGAGAAUCAAGGUGAACAGGUUGCAGAUGCUGUAAACGUUGCCGAAGGCAUAAAAGACAAAGUAAAAAGUCGAUCAAGAAGUAAAAGCAAGAAGCAGAAAUUGAAGAAAAGUAAAAAGAGCCAGAGCAGAAGCAGGUCAAGUUCCAGAAGCUAUUCGAGAAGUGGGAGUUCUUCAAGGUCUAGAUCUAGAUCUUCUAGAAGCAUAAGCUACUCAUACAGUACUAGUCGCAGUAGAUCUUCACACAGCCGAAGUUCGGGUAGCUCUUCGGAUUCGUAUUCGUCAAGGUCAAGAAGCAGAUCUUCGUCUUACAGGCGUAGCCGCCAUCGAAGACGAAGCAAGAGGUCUUCAAGCAGACGGAGACAUCGCAGGAGAUCGAGGAGUAGCUCAUAUUCAGAUGAAGAUAGAAUAUCCAGACGUCACGUCCGUGGCCAGCCUCCAAAGCGCAAACGGAGAAAGCGGAAUAAGAAGCGAAGGAUUACUAGGGCCCCAAACCCUCCUAUGGUUCCAAGAAAUCCGAAGUUUCAGCAGCAACAGAAUGCUGGGCUUAAGCAAACUCAACAAACACCAGGAGUUAGUUUGCCUCCAAAGCUAGGGUCAGGCCUUGGUCCGAAGAGUUUUGGAACCCUUGAUAUUGGAUCUGGUUCUGACUCAAAUAGAAGGAAUUCCGACUCCAAUGAAGCAACCACUCGAAGUGGUCAAAAUGCCGGGAAACAUAUCACCAAUGAAGUCCCUGCCAUGAAUACUAGUAACGCAUCCUUACCGAGCAAUUCAAAUAGUGUUGAGCCCAAGGAAAACCCUGACACUGUAUCAGAACAACCUGUUAUUAUUGGGCCGCAGCUGCCAAAGCCUAAUGGAAUUGACGAGUUCAUUGCGCAUACUAGUAAACUUGGUGUGAACGUUGAGGAGGACAUGCCUAAUGGUCCGAUAGAAGAAAAGAACGCUUUACCUGAAAAUAUUCCCGAAGAAAUGAAAGAAAAGUAUUCCGAUCUGAUGAGCAGACUAAAUAAUCAUAUUCAGAAAAAAGAGAAGUCUAUAGAUGGCAGGGAUGAUGAAAGGUCAAAUGGGUCCAAUUCCGUACAACCUGGUGCUGGUAUGGAAGGUGCUGCAACUCCGACGGGAAGCUACGUCGGAACAUCCGAGCAUGAAUCAUUUUCGAUACAAAAUCAGAGUUUGGUCCAUCAUCAGCCGCAGCAGCAACAGCAGUAUACAGUUUCUCCAGCAGCCACGCAUUAUAUGCAACAACAGCAACAACCGCAGUUAAUUUACGUGCCUACCAGUCAACUUCAGUUUCUUCAUAACCCUGCGGCAUCCCAUUUAGGAACUCAUAAUAUGUUCCUUCAACAAUUAAACUCAUUUAAUCCGUUGCUUAAUGCUGCAAAUUUGAAUUUUCAAGCAGCGGGAGCGCAGCUGCCUUUUAUGAACUUGAAUAACCAUCUGCCUCUUGCGGGUAUACCCACAUUGGGCCAUCAUCACCCUAGCUUGUUGGGCCAGACAGGACUCAGCCCGUUGCUUUCCGCAUCGCAUCUAUUCAACCCGGGUGUUGCGGCAGCAGCAUCACAUCAGCAACAACAAUUAGCAGCAAUCUACGCGCAAUUACUAAAUCAAAACUCAUCAAAUUCUUCGUAGCAGCUGGAAUGUUAGAUGUGAUAGUGAAAAAAAUUGACAAUUGAUAGAACCUUUUCCCCUCCUAUCCGUCUAUUUCAUAUUCUCAGUUAAUGUAACAUAUACUGAGUUGUAGAUCAGUGGUGUGCUAGAAAUUUUAUUUUGAUAGGCGACGUUAUGGUCAUUUUGUUAUUUGUUAAGAUGUAUAGAAAUGUAUUAAAUUUAUUACGAUUUUGAUUCAACCAACAGCCAUCAUUGUAAAGUGGGGCGGCGAAAGUACAUUCCCUGUGGUGUUUUGCGCAAUCUCGGUUGUUGCAAUGAGAUGACUGUGCGUGGUUUACGACCUAGAAUGGAUUAAGGAAAUUAAGCAGCGCUGUUUUGUUGUGCAAGUUGCAUCUGCUUGCAUCAACCGAGUUAGAUUACAUAUGCGACUGCAUUGAAUUGCAGUAGAACAAAGAGAAAGUGAGGUUAAUCAUAAUAAGAAAUACUAAUACUGUACUGUACCAGGCUUGAAACAUGACUUCCUCUUUUUUGACCGCUAGAGUCGAAUGUCUGUACGGAACGGCUGUCUUCUACUGCGACUUCAGCUGAGGGAAUACAUCAGCAGUCCCAUGCAUCACUGAUCUGUCCCCGCAAUUGGCCUAUUCAAUAGCUAGCUUAAGGAAAAAAAUCUUCCACACAUCCAUACGUGCUUUGUAUAGUUUACAAAUUGUUGUAUUAUUGGCUCCUUUUGAUAUAUGAUUUUAAAAUGCGUUUAAUUUAUUGUUUCUGUUUCA
Messenger RNA from Symsagittifera roscoffensis, 3624 nucleotides. RefSeq lists its product as uncharacterized. The transcript has 4 exons. Lineage: Eukaryota; Metazoa; Xenacoelomorpha; Acoela; Convolutidae. The record is from RefSeq and is a predicted model, not a curated record. Bases 407 to 2872 code for a protein of 821 amino acids.